UAUGUUUGUGGCUCUUGCAGUCGUAUGUGAUGAAUUUUUCGUACCGAGUCUCGAAGUGAUCACAGAAGUCCUAAAUAUAUCUGAGGAUGUUGCCGGCGCUACUUUUAUGGCUGCAGGCGGUUCUGCUCCCGAACUAUUUACUUCCUUUAUUGGAGUAUUUAUUGCAAAUUCUAAUGUAGGAAUUGGAACUAUUGUUGGUUCUGCAGUUUUCAACAUCCUUUUUGUAAUAGGAAUGUGCGCACUUUUCAGCAAAGGUGUUUUAGUCCUAACUUGGUGGCCUCUCUUUCGCGACGUUACAUUUUACUCGAUUUCGCUAGCUUGUCUUAUUGGCUUCUUUAUUGAUAAGUGGAUUGACUGGUGGGAGGCUUUAAUAUUAUUGCUUUGUUAUAUUUCCUACGUUCUCUUCAUGAAAUUCAAUCAAGACUUUGAAGAUUUCGUAAAAUCUAGACUAAACGGGAAUAAAGUAACUUCGAUGAGAAGUCGUGACAACCUUAUUAGAGAGUCUGGGAGUCCUACACCUAGACCUGUUGGUAACUCAUCAAUGGAAGAGAACUCUCCAAGUCCUCCCCCACAGGUAACGAUAUUAAUUUUUACAUAA
This is a messenger RNA of Dimorphilus gyrociliatus, 598 nucleotides long. Lineage: Eukaryota; Metazoa; Annelida; Polychaeta; Dinophilidae. The record is from the annotation of a GenBank genome assembly.